Linum trigynum is the source of this 6035-nucleotide messenger RNA. The record is from the annotation of a GenBank genome assembly. Lineage: Eukaryota; Viridiplantae; Streptophyta; Magnoliopsida; Malpighiales; Linaceae.
AAUAACCAAAUUCUCAUUUUUUAUAUUAGGGAAAAACCCCCGAUAAUUUUGUAUUGGAACUAGCAAAACGUCCCCUACCAACAAUCUGAACCAACAAAGUAAAGGAGCUCUCAAUCCUCCAGCUUUCUCUCCACUCACUCCCUGUUUCGGCUUAUCCACAACCCUCCUCCUCCCUUCUCCCCCAAUCUCUAAAAUUCACAACAAUGGCGGACAGCGGCGUAGUCACCGUCUACGGUAACGGCGCGCUUUGCGAGAGCACCAAGAAAUCCACCUUUUCUGUCAAGGUCGGCCUCGCCCAAAUGCUCCGCGGCGGCGUAAUCAUGGACGUCGUUAACGCCGAGCAGGCCAGAAUUGCCGAGGAAGCCGGCGCCUGUGCCGUCAUGGCUCUGGAGCGAGUCCCCGCCGACAUCCGCUCUCAAGGAGGCGUCGCCCGGAUGAGCGACCCCCAAUUGAUCAAGGAAAUCAAGCAGGCCGUCACCAUCCCCGUCAUGGCCAAAGCCCGCAUCGGCCAUUUCGUGGAGGCUCAGAUCCUGGAAGCCAUCGGAAUCGACUACGUGGAUGAAAGCGAGGUCCUGACCCUGGCCGAUGACGAGAAUCACAUCAACAAGCACAAUUUCCGGAUCCCUUUUGUCUGUGGUUGCAGGAACCUCGGCGAAGCCCUGCGCCGGAUCCGGGAGGGCGCGGCGAUGAUCAGGACCAAAGGCGAGGCCGGGACGGGCAACAUAAUCGAGGCUGUCAGGCACGUGAGGUCGGUGAUGGGAGACAUUAGGGUUUUGAGGAACAUGGAUGACGAUGAGGUCUUCACUUUCGCCAAGAAGAUUGCCGCCCCGUACGAUCUGGUGAUGCAGACCAAGCAGCUCGGGAGGCUCCCCGUGGUCCAAUUUGCCGCCGGGGGAGUGGCGACUCCAGCUGAUGCGGCCUUGAUGAUGCAGCUCGGCUGUGACGGCGUUUUCGUCGGCUCUGGGGUGUUCAAGAGUGGGGAUCCGGCCAGGAGGGCUCGGGCAAUUGUGCAGGCCGUGACCCAUUACACGGACCCUGAUGUUCUUGCAGAGGUGAGCUGUGGAUUGGGCGAGGCCAUGGUAGGAAUCAAUCUGAGUGACGCUAAGGUUGAAAGGUACGCCAAUCGAUCAGAAUAAGGAAGGAGGAGAGCCUUUGGCAUUGCAGAACCGUUUGGCACAUCCAUUUUUGUUUUAUGUUCUCUGUUAGCAACCUCGAAUUCAUAUCAUCCAUCCCCUUUCACAUUCUUAAGCCGUUACUUGCUAGCUCUAUGAAGCUUUCUGAGACACAUCCAUCCAUGGUCAAAUGUCGAUUUUCCAAGUGUUAGUUUGGCUGCAAUUGACAUCAACUUCUCCAGUGUUGGUUUGGCUUUAUGAUGAAUAAAUGUGCUUCAUUGUUCAGUUAGAUUCGCAGCAUGCCCAUCUGCAUAUAUACAACAAAAAUGGGAACUUUGGGGCCUUUCUAGAUCGUAGCUAGUGCUGAUGAUGCAGUAGUAGUUCCUUUCUUGUCUGAGAUCAUGUUUUGUUGGUGCAUUUAGCUUGCAAUUCAUACGAGACAGACAUCUGAGAGGUGACUGGUCUUUCUGGGGAAAUCUUGUCGUCUCAAUGCUGUUGUUUGUUCUUUCACUUGGCUGGUCAGGUGAUUGAACAGUAUUGAACGAAUAUGAAACUAUGUUUGGAUCUUUGUAUGCCUGCCUUAUGUUUGGAGGUUUCUGUACUGAUAAUAUUCUCUUUCGGCAUAGUGAAUACAAUAUAGUAAUUUUGGUUGGCUUGCAGUGCAUAGGUCUCUAGUAAGAUAGUAGGAUGAAUGAGCUUCGACAGAUUUAAAAGGUUGCUUUAGCCUCAGGGAGUCUGAGAAGAACAGCAAUCGGAGAAUUUAUAACCAUAUGCAGGUGUAAGGAGCAUAUAUGAUAUAUCCUAUUUUCUCUAAAGGGGGCAUAUACAUAAUUGUAACUUUUAGGACAGCUAGGACUUGCACCUACCAAACGUGACUUAGUGCAAUUAUUAAGGGGUAUGGCUAGUGCCUCAAAUGAGGUGCAUUGAACUGAGUUUUGAUGUUGAUUAAGCUCAAUUCGUUAAUAAUCGAUUCGAUUUCGAGUGUUGAACGAGAUUUACUGAGCUCCACGUCGAGUCGUUCUUGAGCAAGUUGGCUCAUUUGCAACCUUAGUUAUUGGUAUAAUAUGUUCAUCUACUAAAUAUUUUUUCAAACAUGUCCCUCUAUUAUUUUUUAGAUAAAAAAAUAAUGAUGUACUUUAGAAAUAUUAUCAAAUAUGCCAGUGUUUUGAAGUUUUUCGGAAAAAUUUGUUUGGUGUGUUCGCUUCCAGUAUGUUUUUUUCAUUCAUGUCAUCAGAGAAGGAUGACAUUGAUGAUGCUAUCGAUUGUGGGAUCUACAUUGGGGUCUAAUACGUCCGUGUUGGAGAGUGUGUUGAAGAAUUUAUGCAUGUUUUAAGCAAGUUUAUUUCACAUAACAGGCAAUACGGUUAGUAACAUGACUCGCUCGGAACUACACCAUGAAGUAAUCCCGAUUAGAGCCCAAGUUUUUAAAUUCUAGUCAUGUGCAGUGUAGGGCAACUAUUUCAUUGUCAAACCCAGGGCGGUCCAUGUACCUCUACUUCAAUCGCUUAAGUUGUUAUCUAGCAAAACAGUUUUGGGUUUAAAACUAUGGAAAACUCUAAGUGAGGAGCUUCACUCGUGUGUUGCUUUCCCCUAACCAACUACCAAGAACCGUGGGAUUGAAUGAAGUGGCGUGCGACGAGGCAAUUGUGACACGUUGGAGGCGCAAGCAACAAUGGUUGGAAACUAUUCUCCCAAUCGCUAGGCCAAGGUAGGGGUCAAAGGCUACAAUUGUAGCCCUCUUGGCCCAAGCAAUUUAGGGUUGACUUAUCUUCUCCCUCAAACCAAGGGUUUGGACGAUAUAAUCACAAUUAACCCAGAUGUCUAAUUCAAACUUAGAGGUUUGCCCUUAAUCAACCUAGAAUAGAAGACAUGUAAUGCCCGAAGAAACCCAUCUCUAAAAGAGCCUCUUAACCAAAUGAGGUCUCCUCUCUAAACUAGGUUAGAAUGUCAAUUAGAUUGAUAGGCUUUCACACAACACAAUCAUUCAUGAAUAAUACAUCAAACCUUAAAUUAAACACCUCCAACACACAAUCAUUCAAUCCACACAACCAAUUAGAUGAUAGGAGUUUGGGGUUCUACAACACCCAAGUGAAAAAGGAAACUACUCCAUGCUAGAUAAAGGAAGAACACAAAGGAAGAAAAAAGAAACCAUCAUUGUGAUGCCUCCAACCCUCCUUGUGCUUGUAGAACUUCUCCUUGGGAGAGGUUCUUCCAAAAUCUUCACUUGGAGCAAACCCUAGCCUCUUCUCCCUCUUGGUUUGUUACUUUUUCUCUCCAGGGUUUCAAGAAGAAGGCUCCCCCCCUCCCCCUUUUGGGGCUCCCCCUCUUUCUUCCUUUCAACUCAGAUUUUAUACUGGGAUCGGGCUCCGUUCACGGCUUCAGUUCACUUCCGUGAACUCCUCAAUGCGUCCAUGAACUCGGCGUGUUGUGUCGAAACGCACCGCUUCACUCACUUGAGUUCACGUUUUGCACUCAACGUUCAUGGUCUUGGUGACCAUGAACUCACGCGGCGUCAGUAACCUCAGAAAUCGCCAUGGACGCUUCGUGGUUCACAGUUUAUGGCUUCAGUUCACUGUCUUAGGAGACCGUGAACUCCAAUGGGAAACCGUGAACAUGGCCUGAAACCUGGAUGCAUGCACUUCACUAUUACAGGGCAAUUGUCACGGACUUGGGACUUUUCUUUGGGUUUUCGCACUUUUUCGACCUCUAAUCGUCCCAAAACUCAUCCUCGACCCUUCCACACUUUCUAGGACCUGAAAUGUAUCAAAACAAGCACAACCUAGCGUGAAAUAUGUCGAGGGACGAUGAAAUUCAAAGCCGAUCUAUUAAGAAAUGAGGGGUAAAAUGUGUACAAUUAGGCCCGAAUCACUCCCCCACACUUGAACGUUUGCUUUUCCCCAAGCAAACCAAUCUCAAACAAGGCAAUAUUUCAACCCAACAACAAAACUUGGGGACCAAUCAAAGGGAACACAAUAGAUGUAUCUCAAUGUUUAAUUGGCAUCAACAAAUGAACCGACACAAUCAAUUACAUGAUAGGAGCUAGGGUUCUACAACACCCAAGUGAAAAUGGAAACUACUCCAUGCUAGAUAAAAGAAGAACACAAAGGAAGAAGAAAUAAACCAUCAUUGUGAUGCCUCCAACCCUCCUUGUGCUUGUAGAAAUCCUCCUUGGGAGAGGAUCUUCCAAAAUCUUCACUUGGAACAAACCCUAGCCUCUUCUCCCUCUUGGUUCGUCACAUUUUCUCUCUAGGGUUUCAAGAAGAAGCCUCUCCCCGCUUUUGGGGCUCCCCCUCUUUCUUCCUUUCAGCUCACAUUUUAUACUAGGAUCGGGUUUAGUUCACGACUUCAGUUCACGGUCGUGAAAUCCUCAAUGCGUGCGUGGACUCGGCGUGCUGUGUCGAAAUGCACCUCUUCACUCACUUGAGUUCACGAUUUGCAUUCAAAGUUCACGGUCUUGGUGACCGUGAACUCACGCGGCGUCUGUAACCUCAGAAAUCGCCCUGGCGCUUCGCGGUUCACGGUUUAUGGCUCCAGUUCACGGCCUUAGGAGAUCGUGAACUCCAAUGGUAAAUGGUGAACAUGGCCCGAACCUGGACGCUUGCACUUCACACGUGCUAGGACCUGAAAUGUAUCGAAACAAGCACAACCUAGCGUGAAAUAUGUCGAGAGAUGAUGAAAUGCAAAGCCAAACUAUCAAUAAAUGAGGGGUAAAAUGUGUACAAUUAGGCCCGAAUCAUAACACAAGCGUGUUCAAGGGUGUGUCAACUCAACUAAUCGACACUCUAGCAUAGUUGACAAAAUAGAAUUGAAGAACAACUAUAAUACGACAUGGAACACAACCGUGUUCCAGGGUGUGUCAGACAUGGUGUCAAAAAUAGAGAGCUUUGGAAGAGAAUGGGUAUUGGUUUUAAUUCUUUUGUGAUAAGAAACGAUUGAAGUUCCUAAUAUCGAUGACAUAUGUUCACCAUGGAAAGUCUAAGUGCAUAAGUGAACGAGUAACAUGUCUACAUCACUCUCAGGUUGAGGUAUUUACUGUCGUAUAUAUGUAGUUACAAAAAAUUAAUAAUUGAGGUCAAUUUUCAGUUAUUGUCAUCUAUGGCUUGCUUAAAUUCACAUAAUUCAUUUGUCAUUUUUUACAAGGAGAAAGUGAUGCAACUGGCAACUCUCUAACCCUACGAGUUCCUUUUGAAUCUUAUGAAACUUUUUCAUCAUCUAUUGAAUUCCUAUAUCUGUGAUCUAACAUUUAAUGACAAGUUCAAAUACUUACAAGGGGUUGAUGAGUUAGAAAAAAAUUGUAUCCAUCUAUUUCCUUGCUUAUCAAGUUGGCACUUCCUGUUAGAAAAGCAAAUGUGGAGAGAUCAUUUCCAUCCAUGAAAUAUAUCAAGAACGAUCUUUGAAAUAGGAUGAACGAUUAGUGAUUGAACGAUGCUGAUGACAUAGAACACGGUUUGUACGUUAGUUUGGAUUGUUCUAAAAUGCUUCCAGAAUAUGAAAUCUCGCCGCGGUAACAGUGUGCGCCGAACUACGAUUAUGUAAUUGUACGAAUUUCAGUAUUAUGUAAUUGUACGAAUAUUGAAGUUCUUGAUAUACGUAAAGGGAAUAUACAUAGGUUUGAGUCGAGGCAAUGAAUAAAAUAUUGUUCAUUUUCAUGCGAGGGAUGACUCUCUCUGCUUCAUAUGAACAAGCUUUGUAUUCAAGUUGGUGGGCAGAAUUAGAACGUGAGCUUGUGAAUGGUCCUAGUGAGGGGGUGUAUGAGCCAAAACUGUCUAAACAUAAAUGUUGCCCAUAUUUCAUUGUUCCUUUCCUUUCCUUUCCUCUAUCUAUUUCAUCCUGACUCGUCUAUUCCCGAGAACGGUAAUGAGACAUUUAAUAAUCUUAAAUGCAAUGUAGUCAAAAUCCCGAUAAUAAUCUUAAAAUCUUACG